CGCUUGGCGGAGGUAGCAGGCACUGACAGUAAGACCCGACACGCAGCGGCGGAGUCAUUGCGAAACUCAGACUUGUCCUUUUUAGCUGAGCCAUGCGAAUACGGGAUCACUAAUAGUCGGUUGGGGAUGGAUUCUUGUUUAGACUGGGGAUUGUGGCGUUGGAUUCGGCAGCAGCUGGGUUGUGAUCCACCAAAUCACAGUGAAACACGAACGGUUUAUGUCGCGAAUAGAUUUCCACAGCAUGGUCAUUACGUUCCCCAAAAGUUUGCAGACAACCGCAUCAUUUCCUCUAAGUACACUGUAUGGAAUUUUAUUCCGAAAAAUUUAUUUGAGCAGUUCAGAAGAAUAGCCAAUUUCUAUUUCCUCAUCAUUUUUCUGGUGCAGCUUAUGAUAGAUACUCCGACAAGUCCUGUAACAAGUGGUCUCCCAUUGUUUUUUGUGAUUACAGUAACAGCCAUCAAACAGGGCUAUGAAGAUUGGUUGCGACACAAAGCAGAUAAUGAAGUCAACGGAGCGCCAGUUUAUGUUGUUCGAAGUGGAGGUCUUGUUAAAACUAGAUCAAAAAACAUCAGGGUGGGAGACAUUGUCAGAGUAGCCAAAGAUGAGACCUUCCCUGCUGAUCUAAUACUUCUGUCCUCAGACAGGGUUAAUGGAACCUGCCAUGUGACAACUGCAAGCCUUGAUGGAGAGACUAAUCUUAAGACUCACUUUGCAGUCCCAGAAACUGCAGUAUUGCAGUCAGUUACUAACUUGGAUAGUCUAAUAGCAAUCAUUGAAUGUCAGCAGCCAGAAGCAGAUCUGUACAGGUUUGUUGGAAGAAUGACUGUGCGCCAGCAUUCAGAAGACAUUGUGAGACCUCUCGGGCCUGAAAACUUACUCCUUCGAGGGGCAAGGUUAAAAAACACAAAAGAAAUUUUUGAUCCUCCGAUUCAUUUCUGACUUCCUUGCAUUCCUUGUUCUUUACAAUUUUAUAAUACCGAUUUCACUGUAUGUGACUGUGGAAAUGCAGAAGUUUCUUGGUUCCUUUUUCAUUGUCUGGGAUCUUGAUCUUUAUCAUGAAGAAAGUAACCAAAGAGCCCAGGUUAAUACAUCAGAUCUAAAUGAAGAACUGGGACAGGUUGAAUAUGUAUUCACAGACAAAACUGGCACACUGACAGAAAAUGAGAUGCAGUUUCGAGAAUGCUCAGUAAAUGGAAUUAAAUACCAAGAGAUCAAUGGAAAGCUUGUGCCAGAAGGAGUCACUGUAGAUUUCCCAGAUGGGACCAUUACACAACUAAGUAAGGAAGAAGAGCUCUUUUUUAAGGCUGUCUCAUUAUGUCACACUGUACAAAUCAACUAUGACCAACCUGACAGCUGUGUAGAUGGUCUUCAUUAUGCAAAUGGGGUGUCAGGCCAAUUAGAAUAUUACGCUGCUUCGCCUGAUGAAAAAGCUUUGGUGGAAGCUUCCAAAAGGAUGGGAGUGACAUUUUCUGGGAUAAAGGGAGAAAUAAUGGAAUUAAAGUGUCGAGGAAAAUGUGAAAGUUACAAGCUACUUCAUGUCUUGGAGUUUGAUCCAAACCGCCGUCGCAUGAGUGUUAUUGUGCAAAGUCCUAAUGGGGAGACAAUACUAUUUACCAAAGGAGCAGAAUCUUCUAUCUUACCCAAUGCAAAAUGCGGAGAAAUAGAUCGAAUAAGACUGCACGUGGAUGAAUUUGCCUUGAAAGGAUUAAGGACAUUAUGUAUUGCCUAUAGAAAGUUCACAUCAGAGGAAUACCAGGAAGUAGAAAAACAACUGUUUGAAGCCAGAACGGCCUUGCAGCAGAGAGAAGAACGGUUAGCUGAAGUAUUUAAUUUAAUUGAAAAAGAUUUGGAACUUCUUGGGGCAACUGGCGUUGAGGACAAACUCCAGGAUAAAGUGCAAGAAACAAUUGAAGCCCUCAGACUGGCCGGAAUAAAAGUGUGGGUGCUCACUGGUGAUAAGCAUGAGACUGCUGUGAGUGUCAGCUUAUCCUGUGGACAUUUCCACAGGACUAUGAAUAUUCUCGAACUUGUACAACAAAAAUCAGAUCAUGAAUGUGCAGAGCAGCUGAGGCAGCUAGCAAGACGAUUGCAGGAUGACCAUGUUAUACAGCAUGGACUGGUUGUGGAUGGAGCCAGCCUUUCUCUAGCACUCAGGGGGCAUGAGAAACUAUUCAUGGAAGUCUGUAGAAACUGCUCUGCAGUAUUGUGCUGUCGAAUGGCUCCUUUACAAAAAGCAAAGGUAGUAAGACUUUUAAAAACAUCACCAGAGAAGCCAAUUACCCUAGCUAUUGGGGAUGGUGCAAAUGAUGUAAGCAUGAUACAAGAAGCGCAUGUGGGCAUAGGAAUCAUGGGAAAGGAAGGUAGACAAGCUGUAAGGAACAGCGAUUAUGCAAUUGCAAGGUUCAAAUACCUCUCAAAACUGCUUUUAGUGCAUGGUCACUUCUACUACAUCAGAAUAGCAACCCUUGUACAGUACUUUUUUUAUAAGAAUGUGUGUUUUAUAACACCCCAGUUUUUAUACCAAUUCAUUUGUUUAUUUUCACAACAAACACUGUAUGACAGCGUGUACCUGACUUUGUACAAUAUUUGCUUUACCUCUUUACCUGUUCUGAUAUACAGUCUGUUUGAACAACAUGUGCAUCCACAUGUAUUACAGACGAAACCUGGUCUCUAUCGAGACAUUAGUAAAAAUGCACUCCUGGGAUUUAAACCAUUUCUUUACUGGACCCUUUUGGGAUUUGGUCAUGCCUUGGUCUUCUUUUUUGGGUCAUAUAUUCUGAUUGGAGAAGAUACAUCUCUGUUAGGAAAUGGCCAGAUGUUUGGGAACUGGACAUUUGGCACGUUGGUCUUCACUGUUAUGGUUAUUACCGUUACUAUGAAGAUGGCCCUUGAGAUCAUUUCUGGACUUGGAUUUAAUCACUUUGUUACAUGGGGUUCUAUCGCAUUUUAUUUUAUCUUUUCCUUGUUUUACGGUGGAAUCAUUUGGCCAUUUUUGCACACGCAGGAUAUGUACUUUGUAUUCGUUCAGCUACUUUCCAGUGGUUCUGCGUGGUUUGCCAUAAUCAUCAUCAUCAUAUUUUGUCUGUUUCUUGAUGUCAUGAAGAAAGUGGUGUACAGACACGUUCAGCCUACAAAUACGGAGAAGGCACAGCUUACUGAGACAGGAUCAGGUAUCAAGUGCUUGGACUCAAUGUGCUGCUACGCAGGUGGAGAGACAGCGUGCUUGUCUUUUAGAAGAAUGCUGGAACGAAUGAUCGGACGAUGCAGCCCACCCCGGGUCACCAGAUCUUGGAGCGAAACGGAUCCCUACUAUUCAAAUGACAGAAGCAUCCUGACCCUCUCCGCCAUGGAUUCUUCCACAUGUUAGCAGGACUUUAGUCUUAAUGUCCUCUGCUUUCCAGUACAUACCUCUAAUAUAUGAAGAUAAAAUGCACUCUCCUACAUCAUCAAAAAGCUUCAAAUAUAUUUUAGAUAAAGUAAUCUUCCCAAAAUAUGAAUCAUUAACUUCUGCUGGUAUGUUAUUUAUUUUUGCAGGGUCAAAAAGUACAUAUAUUUUUUAUAUAUAUAUAUAGUUAGAAUAUAUUUUAGACUACUAUAGAUUAAUAUUUUGCAUCAUGGAACGAAUGCAUUAUUUUUCACAAUUAAAAAUACAUUUUUUGAAGCAUCUUCUAGGGUUUGGUUAUACAUGAUGUCUUUUUAUUAUUAUUUUAACUCCUGCAAAUAAAUAAUGCAGACACAUUUACAUGCAUUGUAAUUUAUAUAGGAUUCCAGAGCUGCUUUUUGAAGAUGUUAACUAUUGAAUCCCCCUUUAGACCAUUCUAAUGACCAUUUUUAUUCCAUUGCUUCUUAAAGAAUAAUACAAAGGAAUCAGUGGAUGCCAAAAUGCAGAAUCUUGUGUUAAAUUGAUGUGGAUGUGCCUGUAAUAAAGGAACAUCAAUGUAAAAAAUAAACUGCUUAAAAAACUGAAUAUAGCAGUCUUAAUCUAUUACAAAUUAUAGUAAAUAAACAUAUCUGGUGCUAAACAAUCAUGUUCUUAUCUCUGGAUUAUUCAAUUAUUGGCUGCGCCAUCUCCUAUAGUAUUCACUUAUUCAUUAUAAGUACAUGGCUAGUGGCGUUCAUAGCACUGGGCACAUUUCUUUUCCAUGCAUUUUUAAUUGGUGUAGAAUGCUUUUUGCAUUUUUGAAGGGGCUCGAAAAAUAAACUGCUAUAUCAUUAUAGUGCAAUUUAUUAUUUUUACCUUAAUGUUUCUGUAAUUAACCUUUAAAUGAUUUGUAUGUGUGUGAUAUUCCUGGGCCAUCUUGUUUUUUCAGGUUUUUUUAAUCCAAUAUUAUUCAUAAUGUAAAACUGUCUUAACUUUUGCUAAACGGUUUCAGAUGUUCGAAAAUUAUUACAGAUCUAAUAUACUAUGUAUAUUUAUGCAGGUUUUUUCUUUUUGUCUCCCAAAGAUCAUAUUUUAAAUAUUAUUUAACUUUAGGUUCAGAAAGAGGUAUUAUUCCAAAGAUUUUACUAAUGUUUACUGUAUUUUCUUUUAUUGAAAAUGUUUACAAUGUAAUGAUUAUAUAUGUCAUUAGAACCAAUAUUUUUAGUCUUUGUUUUUUUGUUCAGAUGAACAAACUUUUUGUAUUUAUGCUGCAAUUUAAUUUGGUUUUAUGUCUCUGUUCACCUGGAAAUAAACGGACUUAAAUUAUAGCAAAGCUCUAGUUUUUAUGUUUUAGUUAAUUAUUCUAUACACUAUUUUGCUUAUCAUUUUUUAUACAACCACUGUUUUUUUACAGGUGAAAUUGUAUUACUUUGUUGGUUAACUGACUACAUUUUAAAGAAAGACAAAAACUUGAAAUUGACGAGAUGAUAUGGCCUAGGACUUGAACUUUACAUCUUACAUUACAUUGAUCCAUUUCUUGUACAAGCAUAUGAUCUGGCAAUUGACUAUAGAUCAGUUUCAAUUCAUUAUGGGGAUAAUGGAGAAAGUUGUUAAUCACUCCUUUAAAAUGAAGUAAAAUAUAUUUUAAUUUGACAA
Molecule: messenger RNA, 5017 nt
Organism: Bombina bombina (fire-bellied toad)
Lineage: Eukaryota; Metazoa; Chordata; Amphibia; Anura; Bombinatoridae
Gene: ATP11B
Product: ATPase phospholipid transporting 11B (putative)
Biological process (GO): phospholipid translocation
Cellular component (GO): plasma membrane; recycling endosome; trans-Golgi network
Molecular function (GO): ATPase-coupled intramembrane lipid carrier activity; ATP hydrolysis activity; ATP binding
Source: RefSeq, a predicted model, not a curated record